Molecule: messenger RNA, 3542 nt
Organism: Musa acuminata AAA Group (dessert banana)
Lineage: Eukaryota; Viridiplantae; Streptophyta; Magnoliopsida; Zingiberales; Musaceae
Exons: 8
Coding region: 1-1209 (402 amino acids)
Biological process (GO): regulation of monoatomic anion transport
Molecular function (GO): voltage-gated monoatomic anion channel activity
Source: RefSeq, a predicted model, not a curated record
AUGAAAACAAUAUUAAGGAGUUAUCAAAAGAUAAAUUUAUCCUUUAAAAAUCAAAUUAAACAUGAAUCCCGGUUGCAAGGUUCUUCGCGUGGUUUUGCAGGGUAUAAAAGCGAGGGCGGGAGUGGGGGCGUCACAAGAAGUCCCUGCCGUCCCAUCUUCUCCUCGUCCGCUAGGGUUCGAAAGAGGAGAGGGGAUGAGAGCUCGCUCAGGUACGAUGGCGAUUCCGAAUCCCUUAGGAUCCACGCCAAGGAGAAGAUUCCUCUCGCCUCCAAAACCCUACUGCAGGCUCAUGGAGAAUUAAACACGGGGGCUGGGACUCCUAGUUUUCUUGCCCUGUUUGUUCGACAUUUCUAUCCUGAGUUAUCAGCCAGCAUGGGUAUAGGUGUUCAGCUCAACAAAGAAGAAAAACUCAGUUACAGUGUUAGGGGAAAGAAGUCAUUUCCAAUCACAGCCAACGGUCUAGUGGGCAUAGACUUGAAAGGAACGUGCUAUUUUGACAAAGAAUUUAAAGAGAGGAAGCCAAUAGGAGCAGUUGAGAUGGCGUGGAGCAUAUUCAAUUUCCAAAAGGACCAAGACGUGAGGAUUAAAAUAAGAUACAAAAUUUGUGACCAGGUCGACCGCAACUGGGGUACAGGAAAUGCGAUUGAGAUUCCUCCUCCUCGACCAAAGCGAAAGCCGGUGCACCCGUAUCCUCGUAAGCUGGAGAAUUUAUGCACAACCAGAGUUCCAGAUACGAAGCGACCAGAACAAUCUUCUUCACCAAUUCCAUCUUUCUCUGAACAAGAGAGUGGAUCACCUGUAUCAGUCUUGUCUGUGGUUGGAUCAGAAACAUCACCAUUGUCAUCUGUGGUUGGAUCAGAUCCAGUAGAAUUGUCACUGAGUGAACCAAAGAAUAGAUGUUGCUCGCCUGCCUCAUCUGUGGAAGGAGAGGAAAGAAUUUUGUCCAAAGAUCCAGCAUCUAAUGGUUCAAAUAAACUAGAUAAAUCUCCACUGGAGUUAUAUUUGGGUUGGCAAGAUCAGAUCCAUCCUAAAGAAUGUUCACUGGUGGAACCACAACUGACUAGUCUGAAACUCUUUGGAAGAACAGUCUUGGUAGCCAAUUCUCAGAAAACAUGCUCUUCUAAUGAUGGAAAUGCAACACGAUGUUUCAUGUCGUUGCCAAGUGCUGAUGUUGGCUCUCACGAAGAGAAAAUUGACACAGAUAUGUAGAAUCAAGCUCUAGGAUUGGGACACUUUCUGUCACAUGAAUAUAAGUGGGAAAAUGGGCAGAAUUCCAUGCGAUGUUGCUGCACUAUGUGUUAGGUUUUUGUGGCCCUUUUAUAAUUGGAUGAGAUAACUAACUGGGUUCCGUUCAGAUAUUUUACGAUUCAUCAAGAGAUGGAGAUGGAGGAAAUCUCUGAGAUUUUAUCGUAGACCCUCUGCUCUCGCCUAUAAAACGACAGGGAUUUCAGUUUUAGCAUAUCUCAGAUCGAAGACAGUGUUUAGCAGAUCAAACGAGAUCUCUGAACAUAUGACAUCAAAAGGUACGCAUCGUAUCGUAUUAAAUUAGAUCUAUGUAGUUGAUUUCAAUCCUAACAUAUAGGUUAUUUUUGCAUUUUUGAUAUAGCAUAAUUAUAGAUUUUAUGCUUACAUUUGAUAUCAGAGUUCGGUUUUUAAGAUCAAAUACAUUAGAUCUGUAAAUUUAUUUACGAUGCAUAAAUUACCUUUAUUUUUCAAGAGAACUGCUAAGUAGUAAUGGUCACCGUUGAGCUUGCUGCGAAUCUGCGGCUACGUCGGGUAGCGUGCGCAUCACAGAACCGCGGGCAUCACAGAACCCGUCCAUACGACGGCAUCAAUUGCCAGUGCUUUGAGGCCACAAAUCAAGCUUUAUGGCUGCGAAAUUUCAUCUCAGGACUUGGUGUGGUCGACUCAAUUGCCAAGCCGCUAAAGAUAUUUUGUGAUAACAUCGCAGUAGUUUUCUUCUCUAAGAAUGACAAGUACUCUAGUGAUUCCAUGCACAUUAAGAUAAAGUAUUUGGUGGUUAGAGAAAGAGUCCAGAAACAACAAGUGUCAAUUGAGAACUUGAGCACCACUAUCAUAAUUGCUGAUCCAUUGACAAAAGCCUUAUAGUGCAAAAUAUUCAAAGAACAUGUUCUUAGAAUGUGGCUUGUGAGUAAAUCAUAAAGGAUAUGGUGACGCAUGUUUAUGUGGAUGUUAUUAUUGACAUUCUUUUUUCUUAAUUAAAGUUAUAUGUUUCUGCUAUCCUGUUUACAUUUAUGUUUAUGCAUAUUAUGGUUGAAUGUAAUAACAUAAUUGUCUUGACAAGACAAAUUACAUGGGUCAUUAUGGACUAUAUUAGGAAAGACUAAUAAUGUUGUGGUACAUAGAAGGGAGUAUGACAUUGAUGAAAUAUAACCGCUAUGACUCACAUUGAUAGUUGGACUUAAUAUAGUAUUAUUAUGUUUAUUGGAUUUAUUGGCUUAUUUUAAAAAAUAUGGCCAUGUAUAAAAUAUUUUUUUCAAAAUUCUUUUGAAUCCAAUUAGGUAAAAUUAUUUUCAAACAAAUUUUGUUUUGUUUAUUUUGAUUUUGAAUAUCUCUUUUAUAUCUUAUCAAUUAAAUGGGUCAAGUGGGAGAAUGUUAGGUUUUUGUGGCCCAAUAGACUAAGUCUACGGACCUUGAUAGGAGGAAAUCUCCUGAGAUCUUAUAGUAGACCGCUCUCGCCUAUAAAAGGACAGGAGAAAGGAUCUACUCCUUUGCACUUCUUGUAGAUUCCAACGAUCUUGGAUUAGAAGACGGACGGUGCCUGCAGCGGAUAGACGGUGCUUAGCAAAUCAAAUGAGAUCUUUCGAUCCUGGUAUAUAGGUUAUGUACUACUUUUUGGCCCCUAAUGGCGUUCAAAAGAACUCAGCUGAUGAAAUGGUUGCUCCAAUGCCUUUCUGGCCGACAUUCUAUGGAAGUCUACCUAUCUCAUUCACCAACCAACUGAACACGAGGUCGAAACAGGAUCUGCCUCAAACCAGUACUGAAGCCCCUUCUCAAACAAUUGCCAUAGAAGAAGGUUCCUCAGUUGGUUCCAAUUCACCUUCUGCUUGGAAUGAGAGCAUAAUGGAUGACGGUAACCACACUGCGGUAGGCUAUGAAGGUUCAGGAUUUCCAAAGGAGCACAUGCGUGCCUUCAAGCUAAAGCCGAGCGAGAACUCAGCUUUCAUUAGCGUCAAAGCAAGCAAGAUCAAGUCCACGAGGGGCUUUGUGCCCUAUGAAAGAUGUAAGAUUGGAAAAUAAGCACAGGAUUACUCGGAGAUGAACAAUGGAGACAGUUGAGCUAAGGAUGUGCUUGUAGAGACCUUUAACCUUGUAUCCGUCUUGGGCAGUCUGCACAGAUGUUUGUAAACAUCACGUGAAUUGUAUCUCAUAUAUACUCUCAUAGAUAGGCUGACAGAUGCUGUAAGAUACAAUCUCAGCUUCCUUUUUGUAUCUAAUAUCAGGUAAUUUCUGUUGGAAAAUUUAUCCUGUAAUUUUUAUCAUUUCUUUCAUAGGCUGUCAUUCUUGUGCAGGCAAAUUCA